This is a messenger RNA of Phaeodactylum tricornutum CCAP 1055/1, 3816 nucleotides long. RefSeq lists its product with no specific name. Bases 1 to 3816 code for a protein of 1271 amino acids. The record is from RefSeq and is a predicted model, not a curated record. Gene Ontology annotation, cellular component: condensed chromosome, centromeric region; nucleus. Gene Ontology annotation, molecular function: histone binding. The transcript is spliced from 3 exons. Gene Ontology annotation, biological process: meiotic chromosome condensation; mitotic cell cycle; mitotic chromosome condensation. NCBI's taxonomy places the organism in Eukaryota, Bacillariophyta, Bacillariophyceae, Surirellales, Neidiaceae.
AUGGAACAAGCCAACACUUCGGGUGUCGAACCCGCGUUUCCUAUUCCGGCAAGUCUGCAAGACCUGGAGCGGGCACCGUACAACCUCUUGCCGUAUCCGAACGAUUUUGCGGACGAUGACGAGGCUACACGGGCUGAUUCCUUUCAGGCCCUCGUCUUUGGCCUCCAGCAAGGCAACGUUGCCUUGCGGUCGCAAGGCAUGAAUGUGUUCUUCAAUACCGACGAGCAAUGGUUGAGUGAAGAUCGUUUGCAAGCGCUUUAUACGCUAGUACGAAAAUUUGCAUCCUUGGCUCCGGCAACCAAAAAGGGCGUCGUGGAAGUCUUGGUUGACACUGUAAAGCUCUUGUCCAGUUUACUCGAACAGGAAUCCGAGACAGUGCCCCAAAGUUUUCGGGAUGCCGUUGCGGCGCACACCUACAUGCUCUUCUCCCUUUUGUUUUCAAGCGAGACCGCUGCUGCGGGGGAUCUCAACAAGAAAGAAUCGACCGAAAAGCAAAGCCUACGCGAAUCCUGCGUUGCCGGCCUCGUCUGCUUGACGGAAAGUAUGGCGAACAAUCGCCCGACGCUAUGGCAACGCGGAGUUCCCGACGAAGCCGUGAUUCUUUUACCCUGCCGGGUUGCCUACAUACUCUUGGAGCGCGCGACGGGGGUCGUGGCUCGAAAAGCCCUCUGCGGAGACGAAGCGCUGCGGAUGAUUGCACUCACGGUCGACUCCGCCGAAUCUGCGCUUGCUUCCAUAGCCGCCGCUUUGAUGGAUCUCAUGCACUCCCACGAACACAUGGCAGUCUUAACGGCCGAGCUUUGUAUCAUGGUCCAGGAACAACCUAGUAAUCGGUUGGCAAUUGAUUUGCUGCGAGAAUCGGGACGACUGGAAGGUGCGGACAUCAAAGCAAGUGGUAUAAAGCACGUGGCACCGUUUUUGAGCGAAUUGGCCAAGCUCCGUCCACGCCUUGUUCUAUCGCACUUAUCCCACCUUCUCCCGCACAUGGCCCGGGAACCCUACCAUAUGCGCUCAGCACUUGUCGCAGCAGCUGCCCACAUAUUGGAGUAUCUCGGAAAGCAUUCCCAGCAAGCUGAGACGACGAACCCAUCGAGCAAUCAAGACGCAGAAGAUGUCGCAAAAUCCGCACCCUUGGACGUGGCCAAAUCACAAGACGCCUUACUAGACUUGCUUACAGAGCGUGUCUAUGAUGUCAGCUCUUUUACUCGAUCGGCGACACUCAAAGCCUGGAUUGGAUUGGUCCAAAAUGGGACUCUGCCCAAAUCGCGUAUCGUACCGGUCACACGGAUGGCUAUGGAUCGACUACAGGACAAGACAGUCAUGGUGCGAAAACAAUCCAUGCAGCUCUUGACGACGCUUCUAGAAAAUAAUCCCUUUAUGGGAAGUCUCGAUCCGGUCCCUUACACUCGUAAGCUUAUGGAACUAUUUGAAUACGUAAAGAAAAAUCUACCGGAGAUAAUCAGAGAAGCGCAUGAGGCCUCACUUAUUGGAGUUGAAGACAAUGAUACACUGAGUGAGAUCGAGUUUGCGACUAUCAAGGCUACUAUUGCAGAGGUUGAGAGCUGGGAGAUCGAUACACUCAGCGAGUCGCAACAGGAUUUUUCUACCAAAAUAAAGGCUCUCAAGUAUACGCAGUCAGCCGUAGAUUUUAUCGAAGUAUUCGAGCAUGCCAAUACGGCGCUUGAAGGCAUGCUGCUGUCGGCAAAUACCAGUGAUGUGACAGAAGCCCUACGAUUCUUUGUCCAGGCUCGGCAUUUCCAACUACCCUGCGCCGUGACUGGGAUGAAACGUGCCUUGGCUCUCAUGUGGUCAUCGGAGCAGAGCAUCCGAGACGAAGUCCUCAAAGCGUUUGUCGAUGUUUUCAUCGCCAAGCCAGGGACGGACGGGUCCGAACUUUUGCCAGAUCACGACAUUGCCAAGAACCUUUUGGUACUAAGUGGAAAGUCAUCGGUCAGCGAGUUGGCAUCCGUCGAAGAAGCCGUCAUACGACUUGUCAAGGAAGAUCGAAUUCCUGCCGAGGUUUUCUUGAUUCUUUGGUCGAUUGCUUCCAAAGGGUCAGGGGAAGCCCGAGCUGCAGCACUACAGCUACUUUCAAUGGGUGCUGGAGCCGACCGUACCAUAGUUGACAGCAAAAGUCGGAUCAAGCUGUUAUUGGAAGCUGGUCUUGGAGACUACACCCAAGAUCGGAAUGAUUGGCGAUUGGCCGGGGCUGCAGCCAUAGUACUCCAGCGUAUUGACCGCGCCAAGGUUGAUCCAUCAGAUGCAAAAUUUUUGGUUCUGGAGCGUGUCAUUGAGGAGUUGAGUACGGUUGCUCGUGGGGACUGGUGCAGAGAUGACACACCAGUAGACACACUUCAAUGGUUUUCUGCAGCGGAGCAAACCAUCAAAGCACUGUUUGUUAUUUGCCCUGAACCAGAGAAGGCCUGUUCCGAUAUUAUCCUGGGCAUGCACGAAACUACCUUCCGCGGUGCCGACCAAUGUCACCCUUUACGUCUAGCUCGCUUCUUCCAUGUACUCGGUCAGAUUGCACUUGAGCUUCUAGUCUAUACAGAGUCGCUCAGUGGAAGUGUUCGUCGAGCAAACGCUCGAAAAUCUUUAAAGAAGCAAGAACAAGCUGACCAGGCGAAGGGGAAGAAGAUAGGCUCCAAUUCUGGGGACGACGACAUUGAAGCUGAGCUUGGUAUGGCAGCUGAAGUCGAGGCAGAGAAUGAGCGAAAACUGGCCGAUAUCUCGGAGAAUGAGAUUCUCGGACGUGGAUUGGUUAGCGUGUUUGCCCCCCUUCUAGUUCGCGUCGUUGGCAACGACGGCGGGAAGUUUCAGUCGGAGGUGCUCAUGCAGUCUUGUACACUUGCUCUCUGCAAGUUCAUGUGCGUGUCUAGCUCGUUUUGUGAAAAGCACCUUUCUUUGUUGUUUAAGGCAUUGGCAAACGCCCCGGCAGAAGACACGAUAAUGAGGGCCAAUACGGUCGUUGCUCUCGGUGAUCUGGCAUUCCGAUUCCCCAAUGAGGUGGAGCCAUACACGCCCCGUCUCUACGCUUGUCUCCGAGAUUCAUCGACAAAAGUGCGUAGGCACACCUUGAUGGUUUUGACGCAUUUGAUUCUGAACGACAUGGUCAAGGUGAAGGGGCAGGUCUGCGAGAUUGCGCUCUGCCUUCGCGACGACGAUCCAAGAAUUCGAGAUAUGUCCCGUUUGCUUUUUCACGAGCUCAGCAAGCGAAGCAACAACCCAAUUUACAAUCUUCUACCCGACAUUAUUAGUCAGCUGAGCCUUUUGCCAAACCGAAAGGAGGAUUUUCGAGGUAUUAUGUCCUUCCUGCUUGGCUACAUCAAAAAGGAACGACAGAAUGAAAUGCUCACGGAAAAGCUUUGUCUUCGUUUCCCGAAGUGCACGACUGUUUCACAGAAAGCGGACCUUUCUUAUUGCAUCGCACAACUCAAACUGAACGAAAAAUCGAUCAAGUGCCUUUCAGACAACUUUAAACUUUACAAGGAGGCACUUCACGACGAUGAUGUCAGGAAGUCCUUUGAUUCAAUGAUCUCAAAGGCUAAAAAGUUCAUGAAGCCUGAGCUUCGACAAUUUUUGGAAGAGUGGGAGUCGAAACUGAAGGAAUUUGCCGAGCUCGGUGCAGAAAAUGAAUUGGCCGGCGCAAAGGCAGCCAAGGCGAAGAAGCGCGCCUCAAAACGCGCAGCACGGAAGCAGCUGGAGGCUGUGGAUGAGAUCGAAGACGAGCUGGAGUUCGAUGAAGGUAGCGUAGAAAAAGAGAAUACACCGGUGCGGACAUCAAGAAGGGCCCGCAAAAAUGUUGUUCCAAUGUAA